Anoplopoma fimbria (sablefish) is the source of this 2142-nucleotide messenger RNA. Its product is annotated as interferon regulatory factor 2-binding protein 1-like. Bases 248 to 2029 code for a protein of 593 amino acids. Lineage: Eukaryota; Metazoa; Chordata; Actinopteri; Perciformes; Anoplopomatidae. Gene Ontology annotation, molecular function: transcription corepressor activity. Gene Ontology annotation, cellular component: nucleus. The record is from RefSeq and is a predicted model, not a curated record. Gene Ontology annotation, biological process: regulation of transcription by RNA polymerase II. The transcript is spliced from 2 exons.
CCGGUGUCUUAUAACAUUUUACUUCCUUCCACACAGACCGACGCGAACAAAUCGAGAAAGAAGACGUCGCCAAGUUUUAAAUGUCGCCGUCAACUGUCGCGUUUUGAGCUCGUUUUUUUUUCUCGUUUAACUUCCAUCGUAAAAUGCGAGACGCGGUGGUGUCUGAGAAUUGACGAGUUGUUGACGAGCGCAGACCGUAAACGUGUAGGCCUCCCGAAGAAAGUUUGGUCGAGGGCCUGUAAACAACAUGUCCUCCGCCUCGCAGCCUUCCUCCAGACGGCAGUGGUGCUACCUCUGCGAUCUGCCCAAGAUGCCCUGGGCCAUGCUGUGGGAGUUCAGUGAGGCCGUGUGCCGGGGAUGCGUCAACUACGACGGGGCGGACAGAAUAGAGCUCCUGAUCGAAACUGCCAGGCAACUGAAGAGCACACACGGAGUCCUGGACGGCCGGUCCCCUGGUCCACAGCAGGGCAAACCCAGCUCGGUCGGCCCCCUUGAAGCAGGGCGGCAGCAUGGAGAGCGUAUGGAUAGGGGGAGGGGUGAGUAUGGGGUGUCUUCUCGCCUCCCCAAUGGCCUGCACAGAGCUGAAGAUGUGGCCCUGUCAGAGGGCAGCAGACAGAGCCCAAACACACGUCGAGCUAUCGUUGGGGCAGUUCCUAGUCUCCAUGGCACCAUAUCCCAUGCCUUGAUAGCUCAAGGGUUAGUAGCGGCCCCUCAUGGGCUUUUAGCUCCCUUGUCAGGCUCCAGGGCAGGGGCCACACAGAUUGCGGUCUCAGCGGGCUCCAUAAUGGGCGAUGCUGGUAGAAGACAGGUCGUGUCCCUGGGCGUCGGGGCUAGCACCUCUGCUCUGGUGGGCAUAGACCCCGCAAUGUGGAGGAACAAUGAAGUGAUGGCAGAACUGAACGAGGUGGCCCGCAGCCGGGUGGAAGGCUGGCCGAACCGUCCCAAAGCAGUCCGGGACGUGCUCCAGGCUCUGAGCAGCUGUGUCCCCUUCAACGUGCGCUUCAGGAAAGACCACAAUCUGAUGGGCCGCGUUCUGGCCUUCGACACCAGCACGUCGCCAGAGUUCGAGCUGAAGGUGUUCGUUGAGUACCCCGCCGGCUCUGGAAUGAUCUUCUCGGGAGUCCCGGACCUGGUCAGGCAGAUGUUCCGAGACUCGGCCAAAGAUGCGGGGAAAGCAGUGAACUCUGGGCUACGCUAUGUGGAGUAUGAGAAGCGGCAGGGCACGGGGGACUGGCGCGGGCUGUCCGAGCUGCUGAACGAUGGCGUGCGCAUGUUCAAAGAGCCCCCAAUUCAAGAGGUCCUGCCCCAGCCAGAUACAGGGUUGCCCAUGGCAACCGCCGGACGCCCCUUACCAGCGAAGAGCGCAACUCGGCGCCGCAAGGCCUCCCCAGGCUCAGAGAACGGAGAGAGCGAAGGGAGGCCCGAUCACCCGGCGAGAGAGCCAUGGCCCCGAGGUGCCUACUCGGGCAUGGAACCGCUUCCUGGCAUGGCCGCCCCACAAGAGGGCCCGCCUCGCUUACACAGCCAACCCUCGCCCAUCUCGGCGCUCAUGGGAGUCGCAGACAGCCUGAGCUCCAGCCAGAUGGCCAGAGAAAGCCCCGGCAUGUCCACAUCCCACUCCUCGUCAGCGGGACGCCCCACCAGUGGCAGCCCCUCCACCGCCUCCACCUCAGUCUCCCAGGCAGCCCUUGGGCAGGGCCUGGGCUCGGCUGGGCAGAGCAGCAACGCUGGGGCCGGGGAGUCCACAAGCAGCGCCCCGGGCACUCUGCUCUGCUGCACCCUCUGCAGAGAGCGCUUGGAGGACACCCACUUUGUCCAGUGUCCCUCCGUCCCACACCACAAGUUCUGCUUCCCCUGCACCCGGGGGUUCAUCCGCAGCCAAGGUCAAGGUGGGGAGGUGUACUGCCCCAGUGGAGAGCGCUGUCCUCUGGCCGGAUCCUCCGUGCCUUGGGCCUUCAUGCAGGGAGAGAUCUCGACCAUCCUGGCCGGAGACGGAGACGUGACGGUGAAGAAGGAGAGCGACCCUUGACGUCUCCAUCUUGUUGUGGUGAAUGUGGAUCAAACACUUUGAAAGCACUUCCCUAUUAUCUCAAGCAGAGGUCCACUUUGGCUGCAGAUCAUCAUGUGUGCCUCUGAGAACAG